This is a messenger RNA of Limulus polyphemus (Atlantic horseshoe crab), 4017 nucleotides long. RefSeq names its product Down syndrome cell adhesion molecule homolog. The coding region runs from base 173 to 3445 and encodes 1090 amino acids. The transcript is spliced from 19 exons. Gene Ontology annotation, biological process: cell-cell adhesion. Gene Ontology annotation, molecular function: protein binding. The record is from RefSeq and is a predicted model, not a curated record. Lineage: Eukaryota; Metazoa; Arthropoda; Merostomata; Xiphosura; Limulidae.
ACUCGUUACUUCUCCGCGGUUUGAAAAUAUCGUUAUUGAGGCUCUACUCCGAAGCAAAACAGCCAGAGAAGACGUGGUUUUCGAAGGAAGAUCUAUUCCUUCCAACAUCAUGUUGAUACGCAUUCGUAAAGGUUCUUUAUACUUCUUGAAAUAAGCGAUUUCUACAAAUAAAAUGAUGUUUUCUCAGACUCUUUGGAUCACAAUUUGGAUUGGAUUAUUGACGCUUGAAGACUGUGAAAGUUGCACAAAGAAGACUGCUGACAGUAACCAUGGCAACAGAGAUUCGUCUGAUAAGUGUGGGCGUGGAGUUGGUGAACAACAGCCUGUUGUUGCUAACAAAAUUGGUGGACUCAGACACUUUUUAAAUGCAUCUGAAAUGUAUAAAAAAGAUCAGAAGCAUGUUUCUUCCUCCUUUACAUGGAAUAGGGUCGAAGCAUCAAAGUUUCUGAGUCUUCUUUUCGUACUUCAAAUGAAGAAAGAUGUCACGGUUUUCGAUUCAGUUCACCAGUUGUCUCGUCGGUUCCGGCGCCAGGUUCGUGAUGAAUCAAAGACUGUUGUGAGUGGUCAAACUGUUGUUUUGACGUGUCCGUCUAAUGGUCAGAAAGUGGAAAACGUCGUCUGGAGUAAAGAUGGCCUCACGUUACCUGUCAAUCCUAGGCAGAGCAUCCUAAGAAACGGAAGUUUGUCCAUUCGGGAAGCGACGAAAACCUCUGACGAAGGUACAUACGAUUGCCGUUAUCGUGACGAUAGAUUUAGAACCAGAAAUAAUAUCAUCACUCUUCGAGUUUCAGAAUCCCCCGCCAUCUCCGCAUUUCAGUUUCCUCCAGAUCUUGUAGUGGGAAUGAGGGUAAAAGUAAUGUGCUUUGUUAUUCUUGGAGAUCCUCCAUUUCUUUUGCAAUGGCUGAAAGAUGGAUCCACUCUCUCUCCCAGCUAUGGUUUAAGUGUACAGUACUUUCAAGAUUAUAGUAUCCUUUCGACAGAAAACUUACUCCCAAGACACUCAGGCAAUUACACCUGUAGUGUCAAUAACGGUGCAGGAUCGGCAAGUUACAGCGCCCUCUUGACGGUAAAUGCGCCUCCUAGCUGGAUCGUGGAACCACAAAACUCGGAAGUUGCCGAAGGAAAGUCUGUUCGAAUCGACUGCAGUGCCGAUGGUUCACCGACACCUACAAUAACAUGGAGAAGAACUACAAAAGACAAACCCACGGACUACACACCAGUUUACAACAGUCAUAAGCACACCCUCUUACCCAACGGCUCACUUCUCGUCCAUUCAGCUGGCAAACCCGAAGAAGGUUAUUACCUCUGUGAAGCCCGAAACGGCUAUGGCGGAAACCUCAAUAAAUUGAUCAACCUUACAGUGCACCUGCCUCCGAAGUUCGACACCAAAUAUAAAUCUCAGUCAGCACAAAAGGGCCAAUCAGUGGAGCUUUCGUGUUCAGCGACUGGGAAUCAACCUAUCAAAUUUGUUUGGAAAAAAGACAACCGUUUCCUUAUCAACAGUUCUAGAUAUCAGUUAACAGUAUUAGAAGUUCCACAUUCGAAUCAACUGUCGACCCUGAGAAUCAUGAGGACGACCAGAAACGACUCGGGAAUUUAUUCUUGUCUUGCACGUAAUGAUUAUGGAGAAGACGUGAUGAAGUUUCAAAUGUCGAUACAAGAGGCACCCGGUCCAGUAUCUAACAUUUCUGUCACCAACGUGACGGGAAGAACUAUUUCUCUUGCCUGGGUGGAACCAUACAACGGAAAUAGCGACAUCUCUUGGUACUUAAUAAAAUAUCGGAAAAAAAAUGUUGGGCAACAACAGAAGUGGUUAGGCAACAAGACUGUGGAUGGGUCUGAACGAGCAGCUGUCAUUAGUGGCUUAGAGCCAGCAACAAGUUACUUAUUGAGCAUUACUGCAAAUAAUUCGGUUGCUUGGAGUACACAGAGCAAAUGGAUCGAGGUGGACACUGAAGAGGAAGUUCCAAGUGCUCCACCACUAGAUGUCUCUGCGCAAGCUACUGGCCCUAACUCCAUUAAAAUGAUGUGGAAGCCGCCAAGACAAGAACAUUGGAAUGGGAAGAUUGUUGGGUAUUACAUUGGCUAUAGACCUGCUGAAGAAACGAUGUACUCGUACAAAUCAUUCAACGUCAAAGAUGUAGCAGAACAGGAACAGUUUCACGUGACAAACCUUCGGAGAUCAACCAUCUACUACAUCACCAUCCAUGCUUUUAACAGCAAAGGAUUAGGUCCAAAAUCUGACGAAAUAGAAGUAAAGACUCUGGAUGAUGUUCCUCCCAGCGCUCCUCAUCUAGAGAUGUUAUCUAAGUCAACCUCGUCGGUCACUUUAAAAUGGUCUCAACGAACGACGUUUGGUACUAGCGUAGUAGACUACACGCUUCAUUACCGAGAUGAAAACGAAUCGGGUUGGAUAGUUGUUCCCAUAGCAACUCACCAGAAUCAGUACACAGUACCAAAUCUGAAGUGUGGGGCGACCUAUCAGUUUUUUAUGACGUCACACAAUACUGUCGGUAGGAGCGAACCAAGUAACAAUCUAAACAUCAGAACAGCAGGAGCUGCUCCUAUAUCACCAACUCGAGAAGAUUUCAUUGUUGUCAAUACAACCACCGUAUAUCUAAAUUUCUCCAAAUGGCAAGAUGGCGGCUGCUCCAUUAAUUCCUAUACGGUGAAACUCAGGCAGAAGUUUCGCAGCCACUGGAGGACUCUAGCUGAGGACUUCCCGUUUAACAACAGAUCCCCCUUUCCGAUCCAGUCUUUGUCUGUGGCUACUUGGUACGAACUCUUAGUCAUUGUACAAAGUUCCGCCGGAGCUACUGAAGCUAUGUACGAUUUUAAAACAAAGAAUAAAACAAAAGAAACAGUAUUUCACGGAACUGCCGAGGUACCAAAAUCUCGGGCGAGUUUUUUCAUCGUCGACUUAGAAAUACUUAUACCUAUUGCUGUUUCUAGUUUCGUUGUUGUGGUGGUCAUUGUCGUGGGUUGUGUGCUUUGUAUACGAGAAGCACGAGCUCGACGGUGGAGAAAUGAAAAUCAAGUUUAUGGAAAGUCCACUCAAGAUACAGUGCAAAUGAAAGAAAUUGGCAGCUCGCCAGCUUUAGACUACGUAUCAAGUGAAGAGGGAACCCAGCGUUCUUCAGCCUAUUACCAAACAACUAGUCAGUGCCCUCCAAAUCAGUCAAUGUUCAGUCCUCGGCCAGGUAGAGAUAGGAGGAACUACACCCAUACGCCACCCCAUACGAUACUCUACCAGUGCCGCCCUCUAGUGACAACCAACAUCAACCAGGAACUUCUGGAAUACGCACUCUCACAAGAAGGGGAAGAGACAGGCGUUCCAAUAACCUCUACAGCAGACAGGAUGAGUCAACGAGAGCGGCCUUAUGAAACGCUGGUGUUGAAUCCUGACCCAACUUAUUCUAGAUCCAGCCAUCAGUGGGAUCUAUAAAUAAUGCUUAAAAGAAGAACAAAAACAUACUGUGAUGAAAUAAAACAAGAAAAUUAAAAUGAUGUGUUUUUAUUGUGGCUACAAAUAUAUUGCUAAAAACUCAGAUUGAAAAUAAACAGCCAAAUAAAAACAGAAGAGAACAGUCCAUCAAAUAUCAUUUGGAAGGUUUCGUCAAGAUUGUUAGAAGAACAGGUAGAGAAAUUCUGUUUGGAGUUAACCACUUUUGUUAAUCUCUCUCUCUUCUUUCAGUUCUUUAUAAAACAAGUCGUCAAUGCAUUUUUAUUUGCCACAGUUACUCCACCCUUUCAUUAAAACUAUUGAUAUGUACAAAUAAUGUUGUUCUGUAUCUGCAAACAUAUUAGAUUACAUUCAAUUGGCUGAAAAUUGUUUAUAAAUAUAUAUAUAUAUAUAUAUUUGAAUGCAUUAAUUUUCCUAUUGUACAAGUAGUUUCAUGGUAAGUACUCCCAACUAGCAGUUACCCAGUGAAGUAGAAUUCCAGUUGAAUAGUUUUUUUUUUGUAUUGUAUUCCCUCAAUUUAUUUCUGCUUGUUUUCACUCUAAGAAUUAUUAUGA